ACCUCGCUAGUCGCUCCUUCCCUCUUCUCCCUCGCUGGAGCAAAGAAUCAAGUUUCAGUGUCUCUGAAAAAACGCUCUGGUUUUCACACCAAAACGCCGCCGUUUCGAGAUCGAGGUCGCGUAUGGAUACUUUUCGGUUCUCUUAAUUGCGUCAGAAGAAAAGUAUCCCUGGGUUUUUGUUCUGAGACUGGUGUGUGGAUUUUAUUUCUUGCUAAAACUUUGGAGGAUGUGAGUGAGAACUAUUGGUUUUAAGUAGAAGAUCAUAUUGAGUUGUGUUUGAGGAUGGGUUCUGCUUGUUGUGUUGCUGCUAGAGACAAGCGUAUAACAAGUGGAGUGGGUGGUGAGCUCUUGCAUAGGAAUGUUCGGCAUUCACCAACAUGGAGCUUUCGAUGGGAUAGCCGAGGGCGAGUAGCUGGUGAGGAGACUUCUGUGACUUGGAUUUCAGAUGGAAUAAGUCGGAAUGAUGGAUCAGAUAUAAAAUAUGAAUCAGCAUAUGCUUCAGAGGAGGGAAGUCCAUUAGAUAGUUUUCCGAGAUUGACAAGACAAAAGUCGCCAGUUUCUGAAGUAACCACUGCUGGGAAUGUGAGGACUCCAAAUUCAGAUCAAUCUAUUUCAAGAAAUGUCUCUAUGGAUGUGAGUUUGGAACAGAUUAAGGAAUCGGAAUCCCCUGCAGUUUCAUAUCCAUCUCCCACAAAAUUGCCAUCUUCAGUGCCAUCAACUUCUUCGUUGCCGGCAUCCCCUACAACAUCCCAAAAUCAUCAGUAUCCCGCCAGUUCAACCACACCAAAGUGGCCUCCUCAUUCUCCUGGACAUCCAUUACUAAGGCAGGUAUCUGAUAGCCGGAUCUCAGGAUUUAAGUCAUUGAAUGGAUACUCUGUUAGGGAAGAAAGGCCAGUGAUCCCUUCAUGGAGCAAUGAAUCAGCUGGGGGCUCUCUUGUCGGGUCUUCAGAUGGUUGGUCUAUGCAUGCCUUUUCCGAGCUCAUGGCCACGUCUUAUAAAGAAAGGUGGUCUUUUGAUAAUGAGUCCUUGGGCUUUAGUCAUGACAGGAUAACCAGAUCCAGUAGCCGAAUUUCAGCUGCUUCUUCUGUUGACCUGCAAACAUGUGGUGUUUGCUCUAAGCUGUUGUCAGAGUAUGCUGUGGUUGCUGUUCUAACUUGUGGGCAUGUUUUUCAUGCUGAAUGUUUGGAGAAUAUAACUGCUGAAAUUCACAAGUAUGAUCCUGCAUGCCCAGUUUGCACUUUAGGGGAGAAAAAGACCCUUAAAUUAUCUGAAAAAGCAUUAAAAUCAGAGAUGGAAUCAAAGGCUAGAAUUAACAAGAGAUCAAGGAACCGGACUAUGGAUAGCAGUCUUGAUCGUAAACAUUUCAUGUUGGAUCACCUUAAAAGUAGUAAACGUGAAGGAAGGAGUCCCAAGAUUGCUUCCACUUCCAGCAUGAAAAGCUCCGUAGGAAAGCCUUUCUUGCAGCGACACUUCUCCUUGGGAUCAAAGGGGAGUAGGUCCCCAUUAGAAAAUCAUUCUACAUGGAAGAAGGGGCUUUUCUGGACCAAAUUUAGCAAGACAUGAACUGCUUCUCACAUGUAAAGAGAUGCCAAUGUUUGAUCUUGUGUGCAACUUCAGUCAGAUGAAGAGUGGUGGACUUUUUUCAUCAAGAUGUUUAGAGAACAAAUCUUUAUACAGACUUGGCAACUGCAGCAGAAUUAGUUACUGGAAUUACUCCGUAAAGAAGGAAAAAGAAAUAGAUAAAGGAGGUAAUUAUGCAAAAGAAAGAAGUUAGUAGAAUGAAAAUGCAUUGUGAAACUAUUGGUCCUACUGUACAGAUAAUUUUGUUUCUUGUUUGGACAAAAAUGAAUUCAUUCUAUUGAUACUCUGUAUGGCUGGCUGGAUUCCACCCUCACUUGAUGGGUUUAUUGUUGGAUGACCUUUUGGGUAAUCUCUCUUGUAAAUGGAGAGCAUAUUGGUCACUUGGUAUGAAGCAAAUACAGGUUAUAUGCGCUA
Mangifera indica (mango) is the source of this 1995-nucleotide messenger RNA. RefSeq lists its product as uncharacterized. The transcript is spliced from 5 exons. NCBI's taxonomy places the organism in Eukaryota, Viridiplantae, Streptophyta, Magnoliopsida, Sapindales, Anacardiaceae. Bases 283 to 1563 code for a protein of 426 amino acids. The record is from RefSeq and is a predicted model, not a curated record.